Molecule: messenger RNA, 1984 nt
Organism: Musca domestica (house fly)
Lineage: Eukaryota; Metazoa; Arthropoda; Insecta; Diptera; Muscidae
Gene: Ssadh
Product: glutarate-semialdehyde dehydrogenase
Exons: 3
Coding region: 245-1765 (506 amino acids)
Molecular function (GO): succinate-semialdehyde dehydrogenase (NAD+) activity
Source: RefSeq, a predicted model, not a curated record
ACAGUACAAAUCUCAACCCCCUGCCUCUUGCAUGAUAACACCUAAAAGGCAAUUGACAUUUAUUAAAAUUAAUAGAACUAAUUCAACGAGCUACAACUGAGAUAAAUUCGACGGAAAAUUUUGAUUGUGGUAACUUGUGAUUUGGGUGCAAAGUAACAAAACCCGAAAUUUUCUCCAAAAGUUCAUACUGCAGGCAGUAUACCAAUAAAAAAAUCGAACAUUUAUUAAAUAAUCAAUAAGGAAAAUGUUGCGAUUGGCAGUGUCGAGUGUCCUUAUGAUUAAGCCACAAAUACAACAACGAGCAAUGUCUUCUUUGGUAUGUUCAAAGGCAUUGAUUGAUGGCAAGUGGGUAUCAGCCAGCAGCGGUGAAACAUUUGAGGUUAAAAAUCCGGCUAACAAUAGGGUGGUCGGUAGUGUACCCAACAUGAAUGCCAAGGAUGCUCAAUUGGCCAUAGAUGCUGCAAAGAAGGCAUUCUAUUCAAAUGAAUGGGCCGGUUUGACAGCCAAACAAAGAUCUCAGUUGUUGAAGAAUUGGUACCAUCUGAUCGAAAAGAACACCCAAGAAAUUGCCGAAAUUAUGACAGCAGAAUCUGGCAAACCCAUAAAUGAAUCCAAGGGAGAAGUAGCCUAUGGCAAUUCAUUCAUGGAAUGGUUUGCCGAAGAGACAAGACGAAUUUAUGGAGAAAUUGUUCCAUCCCCAAUACAGAAUAGAGAAAUUAUUGUUAUGAAGCAACCUUUGGGAGUGGCAGCCCUCAUAACACCCUGGAAUUUCCCAUUGGCAAUGAUCACACGCAAGGCUGGAGCAGCUCUAGCUUCAGGCUGCACCGUUGUCAUAAAACCAGCAGAAGAUACACCCUUGACAGCACUCGCCGUUGCAAAACUUGCUCAGGAUGCGGGCAUACCUGAUGGUGUAGUUAAUGUUGUAACCACCAAAGAAGCAGCUCCUAUUGGCGAUCUAUUUUGUAAAAGCCCUGAUAUUCACGGUAUCUCUUUCACCGGCUCCACAGAAGUAGGCAAAAUACUUUUCCGCCAAUCAGCCGAUGGAGUAAAGAAGGUAUCUCUUGAGUUGGGCGGUAAUGCUCCCUUCAUUGUUUUCGAUUCUGCAAAUUUGGAAAAAGCUGUAGAUGGGGCAAUGGCUUCAAAAUUCCGCAACUGUGGUCAGACAUGUGUUUCAGCAAAUCGCUUCUUUGUCCAGGAAGGGGUAUACGAUAAGUUUGUAGCGGGACUCAAACAGCGUGUUGAAUCAUUAAAAAUUGGACAUGGAGAUUGUGCCGAUACUCAAAUUGGUCCUCUAAUCAAUACAAUGCAAUUCAAUAAAGUUUCUGGAUUUGUUGAAGAUGCCCGCAGCAGAAAUUGUAAAAUCGUUACAGGUGGCAAGCCCCUAAAGGAUCUAGGUGACCUUUUCUACGCCCCAACCAUUGUAACUGAUGUUGCAAAGGACGCAAAAAUCUACACCGAAGAAGUCUUUGGUCCAAUUGUUACCAUUAUUAAAUUUAAAACCGAAGAGGAAGCCCUUAAAAUUGCCAAUGAAUCGCGACGAGGUUUGGCUGGUUACUUCUUUAGUGAAGAUGUUCAACAGAUAUUCCGUGUUGCUAAACGUCUAGAAGUUGGUAUGGUUGGUGUUAAUGAGGGUAUCAUAUCUGCUGCUGAAGCACCAUUCGGUGGUGUCAAAGAGUCCGGAAUUGGUCGUGAGGGCUCCCACCACGGCAUUGAUGAAUAUACUGAAGUCAAGUAUAUUUGUUUGGGCAAUUUGAAAUAUUAUUAAAUUUCAUUACGUCACUGAUAAAAUACUCGUAUUCAAGUUAUAAUAGCAGCUUUAAACAUUCGUAUUAACAAAGAAAGUCUUCCACGCAAUAUCAGCAUUGCAAUUUUGUCGUUUAAUUGUAUUAAGCCAUACUUUGAGUCCUAAGCACUUGCAAAUAGAUAAUAUUAUUAUGUAUGUUAAUAAAUGCAACAUUUAGUCAAAAUAGAGACUAGCCCUGUA